UGAAAUCCUUUAGCAAUGGCCUUGGAAGCGAUAUGCGGCAUGAAUAAGCUGCCGUUCAUGCAACGCUUUGAUGCACUGCAAAAGGAGUGGCAAGUGCUGCAGAUACAAAGAGCCACUAGCAACAUGACAAAUCCUUACGCGCUGAUGGCACCACCCUUUGAAAAUCCAGCUGUGAAUCUGGUCAAGAUACUGAGGCACUGCAAGCUGCGGAUGGAGCUUGAGCAUGGGACGACAACGUUGGGCUUCAAGUAUCAGGGCGGAGUCGUGCUCUGUGCCGAUUCGCGUGCCACUUCCGGCCAGUAUAUUGGCUCGCAGACGAUGCGAAAAAUUGUCGAGCUGAAUAAUUAUAUGUUGGGCACGUUGGCUGGCGGUGCUGCCGAUUGUGUCUAUUGGGAUCGGGUGCUGGCCAGAGAGUGCCGACUCCAUGAAUUGCGCUACAAGCGACGCAUCAUGGUGGAUGCCGCUGCGCGCAUGAUGUGCAACAUUUGUGCCGAGUACAAGGGCAUGGGCCUCGUCAUGGGCAUGAUGCUGGCCGGCUGUGAUGAUGAGGGCUGCAAGUUAAUCUAUGUGGACUCGGAGGGUAUGCGUUCGCAUGGCAGCGUCUUCUCAGUGGGCAGUGGUUCGACGUACGCCUUGGGCGUACUGGACACGGGCUAUCGCUGGGAUCUAACGGAUGAGGAGGCUUAUGAUUUGGCACGUCGUGCCAUAUACCAUGCCACCAGAAAGGAUGCCUAUUCGGGCGGCAUUGUGCGACUGUAUCAUAUCAACAACAAGGGAUGGCGAAACAUUUGCAAUACGGACUGCAACGAUCUGCAUGACAUAUUUUGCAUGGACUCGCAGAGUGAUGAGAUGAUCCCUCAAAUGCCUUGCACGAGCAGGGAUUGGAUUUCCCAGAAGCUGAGGGUGGAUAGUGUGCAGGCUCAGGUGGCAGCUGCCAACAGGGAGAAGGCACAAAAGGUCUAAAGGAUUAUGACAAAAUUUAAUGUGGUAUUUUCAUUUAAAUCAAUAAACAAGAUUGAAAAAGA
Messenger RNA from Drosophila grimshawi, 1025 nucleotides. It is a transcript of the gene Prosbeta5R1, whose product is annotated as proteasome subunit beta type-5. The record is from RefSeq and is a predicted model, not a curated record. Bases 16 to 963 code for a protein of 315 amino acids. Gene Ontology annotation, molecular function: threonine-type endopeptidase activity. Lineage: Eukaryota; Metazoa; Arthropoda; Insecta; Diptera; Drosophilidae. Gene Ontology annotation, cellular component: proteasome core complex. The transcript has 2 exons.